Messenger RNA from Sclerotinia sclerotiorum 1980 UF-70, 96 nucleotides. RefSeq lists its product with no specific name. The transcript has a single exon. The record is from RefSeq and is a predicted model, not a curated record. NCBI's taxonomy places the organism in Eukaryota, Fungi, Ascomycota, Leotiomycetes, Helotiales, Sclerotiniaceae. The coding region runs from base 1 to 96 and encodes 31 amino acids.
AUGGAUGAAGACGAGAAAGAUUCCGCAAUGAUUCUGCGGCGAAAGAAAAUUAUCAUCGAAAUCAGUAUCAACACUGCUUCUCAAUGGUAUAUAUAA